Molecule: messenger RNA, 2618 nt
Organism: Helicoverpa armigera (cotton bollworm)
Lineage: Eukaryota; Metazoa; Arthropoda; Insecta; Lepidoptera; Noctuidae
Product: rho GTPase-activating protein Graf
Exons: 10
Coding region: 249-2411 (720 amino acids)
Biological process (GO): signal transduction
Cellular component (GO): cytoplasm
Molecular function (GO): protein binding; GTPase activator activity
Source: RefSeq, a predicted model, not a curated record
GCAACAUUGCAUUUAGUUGACAAUUUGACAGCUACGCAGCAAUCGUCAGUCUCUUGUGAUACCGUAGUUUUUUAUUCGUUUUGCUAAAUAGUGUAGUGUUAGAGUGUAGUGGUCAGCUCAGCCUGAUCGCAGUGAAUCCGUCCGAGAGGUGGCGAGUGCGGGACAGCCGGUCGCGAUGCUGGCGCCGCAUCGCGCGCGGUGAAAGUGCAUGGUGUUGUGAGCGCGAGUGAGACUGCGAGUGGGUGACGAUGGGCGUGGGCCUGCAGCCGCUCGAGUUCACCGAGUGCCUCGCGGACAGCCCGCAGUUCCGGGAGAACCUGCAGAGGCACGAGAAGGAGUUGGAGCGCACCAGCCAACAGAUCAAGCGCCUCAUCAAAGAAGUCAAGGAUGUGGUGCAGGCCGCCAAGCGGCUGGGCGCGGCGCAGCAGGCGCUGGCCACCAGCAUGGAGCAGUUCGAGUUCGCGUGCAUCGGCGCGUCCAUGACGGAGGACGAGCGCGUCAUCAGCCGCUCGCUGCACCACUUCGCCACGCUCAUCCGCACCAUCGAGGACGAGCGCGACCGCAUGCUGGGGCGCGCACACGAGCAGAUCAUCCAGCCGCUCGAGCGCUUCCGCAAGGAGCACAUCGGCGCCGUCAAGGAGGGCAAGAAGAAGUUCGACAAGAAGACUGCCAAGUUCUGCCAGAGCCAGGAGCGCACGCUCUCGCUCUCCACCAAGAAGCCGGAGGCCGUCUUCCAGGAGGCGGACGCGGCGAUGGACAUGGCGGAGCGCGACUUCUGCCAGGCGUCGCUGGAGUACGUGUUCCAGCUGCAGGCGGUGCAGGAGCGCAAGAAGUUCGAGCUGGUGGAGACGCUGCUGGGCUUCGUGUUCGGCUGGUGGACCUUCCACCACACCGCGCACGACGUGCACGCCGACGCCGAGCCGCGCGUCAAGGACUUGCAGCUGCGCAUCCAGCGGACGCGGACCAACUUCGAGGAGAUGAGCAAGCAGACCGAGUCGCUCAUGAAGAAGAUGAUGGAGGUGCGCCAGAUGCACAAGGAGGAGCAGGCGGCCGACGAGCCGGGCGGAGCCGACUCGCGCGCCGGAUACCUCUUCCUCAUGGAGAAAAAGGCGUUCGGCACGACGACGUGGAGCAAGCAGUACUGCACGUACGAGAAGGCGUCGCGGCAGCUGUCGCUGACGCCGUACAACCAGAUGAACGUGAAGACGUCGGGCGGCACGGAGGCGCUGGCGGUGUGCGGCGCGCGCGCCUGCGCCGAGCCCGUGGAGCGCCGCUUCUGCUGGGAGUGCGUGCCCGACGAGCGCGAGCGGCCCGCGCUGGUGCUGCAGGCGCUGGGCGAGCGCGACCGCGCCGCCUGGCUGGCGGCGCUGCGCGAGCCGGGCGCCCGCGCCGCGCCGCCCGCGCCGCCGCCCGCGCCCGCCGCGCUGGACGACGCGGGCUUCGCCUUCGUGCGGCGCGUGCUGGCCGCCAUCGAGGCGCGCGGCCUGGAGGAGCAGGGCCUGUACCGCGUGGCGGGCGUGGCCAGCAAGGUGGCGCGCCUCGUGGCCUGCGCCGCGCCCGGCCGCCGCCUGCCGCCGCUGGACGACCCGCUGCACUGGGAGACCAAGACGCUCACCUCGGCGCUCAAGAGCUACCUGCGCGCGCUGCCCGACCCGCUGCUCACGCGCGCGCUGCACGCGCAGUUCCUCGCCGUGGCCAAGUGCGAGAGGCGCGGGGAGCGGGCGGCGGGCGUGGCGGCGCUGGUGCGGGCGCUGCCGCCGCACAACCGGGAGAUGCUGACGCUCGUGCUGCGACAUCUGCGCAAGGUGGCGGCGCGCAGCGACAAGAACCUGAUGUCUGCGUCGAACCUGGCGGUGUGCUUCGGGCCCACGCUGCUGCGCGCCGAGCGCGAGACCGUCGCCUCCAUCCUCGAGCUCAAGUUCUACAACGUGCUCGUGGAGACGCUGCUGGAGCUGCCCGACGACCUGGCGCCGCCGCCCCACGCGCCCCACCAGCCGCCCCACCAGCCGCCCCACCUGCAGCCGCUCAGGACGUCGCCGACGGCGAUGGCGAGUGCGGGCGCGGGCGAGCGCGCGGACGUGUGCGUGCAGCUGUGCGAGCGCGUGCUGGCGCCGCGCUACUCGCCGCAGCACGCGACGCUGCUGGCGCAGAUGGCGCGGCCGGGCCGCUCCAGCAGCUCGUCGGCGGAGUCGGUGUCGUCGCCGGGCGCGUCGCCGCUGCCGGCGCGGGGCGUCGCCUGGCGCGUGCGCACGCUGUACGCGUGUCUGGGCGAGAGCGAGGGCGAGCUGUCCUUCGAGCCCAACCAGAUCAUCACGAACGUGUCGGCGUCGGGCGAGCCGGGCUGGCUGCGCGGCACGCUCAACGGCAAGACGGGGCUGGUGCCCGAGAACUACGUCGAGCCGCUGCCCUGACUCACCAUAUCUUAGGCUUAUGUUGUUGAUUCUUUUGUACGUAUUUGUAUAUUUUGUACAUUGUAAAUAAGAGUUUGUUGAUAUUUUAACUAUUUAUAUUAUACUUUGUUGUGAAUUUUGUACCAAAUAUACUAUGUAUGACGUAUUAUUAUGCGAUAUCCGCUCGUGGAUUUUAAUGAUAAAGAUAAAGACUAAUUUGAACGAAAA